Molecule: messenger RNA, 1575 nt
Organism: Drosophila subobscura
Lineage: Eukaryota; Metazoa; Arthropoda; Insecta; Diptera; Drosophilidae
Gene: CAH13
Product: carbonic anhydrase 1
Exons: 1
Coding region: 28-1383 (451 amino acids)
Cellular component (GO): cytoplasm
Molecular function (GO): carbonate dehydratase activity; zinc ion binding
Source: RefSeq, a predicted model, not a curated record
GUUUUUUUAUUCGUGUUGCAAGAGAAAAUGUUCGACACCACGCUGGGCACUCUGCUUGGCCUCUGCAUGCAGAUCUGUUGGCUGUUGGCCAGCCAGUUCUUCUGCCAGAUGGUGCAGCAUCCUCUGCUGACCAGCGCCGUGUGUCUGCUGCUGAGCCUCGUCCGACGGGUGGACCAGCAACUGCUGCGUGAGCGUUUCCAGCUGCUGAAGAUCUGGAUUACAGACUCGGAUCUGCCCACUGACAACUGUGGCUACGACACGACUGACCCUGGAGAGGGGGAACUGGGGAGACAGGGACCCGGGUCUGGCUACCAGAGCCCCAUCAAUAUCGACGAAACACAGCUCAGCCGCCUGGCCAUCAGGGAGCUGCUCAACUGGAACCACUACGACGACCUGCCGGCGGGCAUUCAGCUGGAGAACACCGGCCACACGGUGGUGCUGCGGGCGCAGUUCCGCGGCAACAGACCGACCAUCAGCGGCGCCGAUCUGCUGGCCAGCUACACCUUCGUGGAGGUGCGCUUCCAUUGGGGCUGGUGCAACAGCGAGGGCUCCGAGCACACCUUGAACCACCGCAAGUUUCCCAUGGAGAUGCAGGUGAUGCACCGUGCCGGCUCCGGCCAGGCACGCUCCUGCACCAGCAGCUACGAUCUCCUGACCGUCGCCUUCUUGUUCGAGCUCUCCGCACACAACCCGUUCCUGGACCCACUCGUGCAGAACCUCCGCCAGGUGCGUGUGCCUGGAAAGCGUGUGACUAUCUCUCCCUUUCCGCUGAGCUACCUAAUGCCCGCCUUCCGGACUGGCUUCUACUCUUACGGUGGCUCGCUGACCCACCCGCCGUUCUACGAGGGCACCGAGUGGCUCAUCUUUCCCGAAACUCUGGCCAUUAGCGACUUUCAGCUGCGCCACUUUCGACAGCUGCUGGGCCCCGACGGCAUCACUCCCAUCACAAGGAACGCCCGUCCCGUGCAGUCGCUGGGCAACCGCAAAGUCAGCCUCAACUGCUUCUGUCCCUUCGAUGCCAAUCAGCGGCCAGUCGAUCUUUGCCAGCAGCAGCCUCAGUCGGUGGAAGUGAAGCAGGAAGAAACCGUGAAGCAGAAGCAGGUGGCUUCUGAGGAAGAGGGCGUGCUGCUGGAGUCCAUGAACACGACCACCGUCAUAACCAGCGACUCUGGGAACUUAUGCAUGAGCACAUUCAUGCGCAAGGAGCAGCCACAAGAGAACUACAGCACCACAGCCAUUGUCCUCCACAGCGACUCGACGGCCCCCCAGCCGGAGCAGGCUGUUCAAGAAGAUUUAACAAGCGGCGAGGGCGGAGCCGAUACCAUCAGCGUCGUGGGCGAUGGCGUCAACAUUGGGCUCCAAGGCCAUCCCCAGCUGCUGUGAGAGGGUGGAAGGGGCGAUCCUUGCUUAAUUAUUGUUGUGCAGUUCGAAAUUUGUUUUUGUUUUUAUCACGCGGAACCGGAUGCGCAGACGGGACACAGGCUGGCUCCAAGGCCAGCUGCUCUUUGUCCUGGCAGGACUAAUUGAAUGGCGCGUGUAUGGAUUAAAGAGUUGCGUUUACAUUUACAAACCAAA